Messenger RNA from Cygnus olor (mute swan), 3462 nucleotides. RefSeq names its product complement factor H-like. The coding region runs from base 781 to 3144 and encodes 787 amino acids. The transcript is spliced from 18 exons. NCBI's taxonomy places the organism in Eukaryota, Metazoa, Chordata, Aves, Anseriformes, Anatidae. The record is from RefSeq and is a predicted model, not a curated record.
UUUUGUUUACAUGCAAGAUUUCCUACCAGGAAGUUUCGAACCCAGAGGAUUUUAAUGUACAGUGCCAGGAUGGAGUGAUUAACUAUCCCAGAUGUGAAUAUGGGACGUGUGAACCUCCUCCAGAAAUUGCUGGUGGAAAAGUUCAAGGUGUUAAAAAGCCAAGGUAUUUGCCUGGGGAGACAGCUCACUAUCAGUGCUGGCAAGAUUUUCAGAUGACGGGGGCUUCCACCGUAACAUGUCAGAAUGGGACCUGGACAGAGCUGCCCCAGUGCAAAGCGGCUUGUACGGCCUCUGAAGAAGAUAUGGACAGAAACAUAUUGAGCUGAGAUGGAGAGGAGAAAGAAAGCUGUACUCGACAUCAGGAGAUUUUAUUGAAUUUGAUUGUAAAAUAGGAUAUGUGCAGGACCCAGCAUCUUCCCCAUUCAGAGUGCAGUGUAUGGACGGGACGUUAGAAUACCCACGGUGCAAGCCAGGAAGGAACUGUAGAUUGAGUGAGACAGAAAUGAAGAGGAACAAUAUUAAACUAAGACAGUCAAGGAGAAGAUCUCGUAUCACUCUGAGGAGUAUAUUUUGUUUACAUGCAAGAUUUCCUACCAGGAAGUUUCGAACCCAGAGGAUUUUAAUGUACAGUGCCAGGAUGGAGUGAUUAACUAUCCCAGAUGUGAAUAUGGGACGUGUGAACCUCCUCCAGAAAUUGCUGGUGGAAAAGUUCAAGGUGUUAAAAAGCCAAGGUAUUUGCCUGGGGAGACAGCUCACUAUCAGUGCUGGCAAGAUUUUCAGAUGACGGGGGCUUCCACCGUAACAUGUCAGAAUGGGACCUGGACAGAGCUGCCCCAGUGCAAAGGGAAGGGUAGAAAAUGUGGCCCACCUCCAGAUAUUGAAAACGGAGACAUCCUUUCCUUCCCAUUGCCAGAAUAUGACCAAGGUCAAACUGUGAAAUACACAUGUGCAAGUUUCUACGUCCUGAAAGGACCUGAGCAAAUCACUUGUACUGACGGGCAGUGGACAAAUCCCCCAGUUUGCUUGGCGGCUUGUACGGCCUCUGAAGAAGAUAUGGACAGAAACAAUAUUGAGCUGAGAUGGACUGGAGAAAGAAAGCUGUACUCGACAUCAGGAGAUUUUAUUGAAUUUGAUUGUAAAAUAGGAUAUGUGCAGGACCCAGCAUCUUCCCCAUUCAGAGUGCAGUGUAUGGACGGGACGUUAGAAUACCCACGGUGCAAGCCAGGAAGGAACUGUAGAUUGAGUGAGACAGAAAUGAAGAGGAACAAUAUUAAACUAAGACAGUCAAGGAGAAGAUCUUACACGUAUCACUCUGAGGAGUAUAUUUUGUUUACAUGCAAGAUUUCCUACCAGGAAGUUUCGAACCCAGAGGAUUUUAAUGUACAGUGCCAGGAUGGAGUGAUUAACUAUCCCAGAUGUGUAUAUGGGACGUGUGAACCUCCUCCAGAAAUUGCUGGUGGAAAAGUUCAAGGUGUUAAAAAGCCAAGGUAUUUGCCUGGGGAGACAGCUCACUAUCAGUGCUGGCAAGAUUUUCAGAUGACGGGGGCUUCCACCGUAACAUGUCAGAAUGGGACCUGGACAGAGCUGCCCCAGUGCAAAGGGAAGGGUAGAAAAUGUGGCCCACCUCCAGAUAUUGAAAACGGAGACAUCCUUUCCUUCCCAUUGCCAGAAUAUGACCAAGGUCAAACUGUGAAAUACAAAUGUGCAGGUUUCUACAUCCUGAAAGGACCUGAGCAAAUCACUUGUACUGACGGGCAGUGGACAAAUCCCCCAGUUUGCUUGGCGGCUUGUACGGCCUCUGAAGAAGAUAUGGACAGAAACAAUAUUGAGCUGAGAUGGAGAGGAGAAAGAAAGCUGUACUCGACAUCAGGAGAUUUUAUUGAAUUUGAUUGUAAAAUAGGAUAUGUGCAGGACCCAGCAUCUUCCCCAUUCAGAGUGCAGUGUAUGGACGGGACGUUAGAAUACCCACGGUGCAAGCCAGGAAGGAACUGUAGAUUGAGUGAGACAGAAAUGAAGAGGAACAAUAUUAAACUAAGACAGUCAAGGAGAAGAUCUUACACGUAUCACUCUGAGGAGUAUAUUUUGUUUACAUGCAAGAUUUCCUACCAGGAAGUUUCGAACCCAGAGGAUUUUAAUGUACAGUGCCAGGAUGGAGUGAUUAACUAUCCCAGAUGUGAAUAUGGGACGUGUGAACCUCCUCCAGAAAUUGCUGGUGGAAAAGUUCAAGGUGUUAAAAAGCCAAGGUAUUUGCCUGGGGAGACAGCUCACUAUCAGUGCUGGCAAGAUUUUCAGAUGACGGGGGCUUCCACCGUAACAUGUCAGAAUGGGACCUGGACAGAGCUGCCCCAGUGCAAAGCGGCUUGUACGGCCUCUGAAGAAGAUAUGGACAGAAACAAUAUUGAGCUGAGAUGGAGAGGAGAAAGAAAGCUGUACUCGACAUCAGGAGAUUUUAUUGAAUUUGAUUGUAAAAUAGGAUAUGUGCAGGACCCAGCAUCUUCCCCAUUCAGAGUGCAGUGUAUGGACGGGACGUUAGAAUACCCACGGUGCAAGCCAGGAAGGAACUGUAGAUUGAGUGAGACAGAAAUGAAGAGGAACAAUAUUAAACUAAGACAGUCAAGGAGAAGAUCUUACACGUAUCACUCUGAGGAGUAUAUUUUGUUUACAUGCAAGAUUUCCUACCAGGAAGUUUCGAACCCAGAGGAUUUUAAUGUACAGUGCCAGGAUGGAGUGAUUAACUAUCCCAGAUGUGUAUAUGGGACGUGUGAACCUCCUCCAGAAAUUGCUGGUGGAAAAGUUCAAGGUGUUAAAAAGCCAAGGUAUUUGCCUGGGGAGACAGCUCACUAUCAGUGCUGGCAAGAUUUUCAGAUGACGGGGGCUUCCACCGUAACAUGUCAGAAUGGGACCUGGACAGAGCUGCCCCAGUGCAAAGCGGCUUGUACGGCCUCUGAAGAAGAUAUGGACAGAAACAAUAUUGAGCUGAGAUGGAGAGGAGAAAGAAAGCUGUACUCGACAUCAGGAGAUUUUAUUGAAUUUGAUUGUAAAAUAGGAUAUGUGCAGGACCCAGCAUCUUCCCCAUUCAGAGUGCAGUGUAUGGACGGGACGUUAGAAUACCCACGGUGCAAGCCAGGAAGGUAUUUUGGAUAAAUGGAAAGGGCAUGGAGGAGCCCAGCUGGAGAAAUGAAAGAUGCUUUGACCAACCCAGUGAUUUGAGCACAGUUUUCCCUGGAGUUUGCUGUUUCAUUGUGCUGUGUUUGCAGCUUAGCCAAUGUUCUGUGUUGGAAUUUGCCUUUUUAUUUUUUUUUCCUUUGAAUUGUUGUAUGAUUGUUUUUACACUUAACCUUUUUUGUAAAGGUAUUUGCAUUUUAUCCAUUCAAAUGACUGUAUUUCCUUCUUACUUUUGUUCUGUAUUGAUCUCACUGUUAUUUUAUUAACAUUUGCAUCCUGAAGUAGGCUGGCUUUGGU